This is a messenger RNA of Durio zibethinus, 1218 nucleotides long. RefSeq names its product L10-interacting MYB domain-containing protein-like. The record is from RefSeq and is a predicted model, not a curated record. Lineage: Eukaryota; Viridiplantae; Streptophyta; Magnoliopsida; Malvales; Malvaceae.
AAACUAAAAAAAAAAACCUGUUUGGGUAGGGUAAUCCUUUGAUUUAAUUUCCAUCCGCAGUUUCUAAAAUCAGGAACCAUUGAUGAUUACUGGAUAAUGAUUUCAAUAAGGGUUCCUCCAUAAUCUCUUUGAUCAGUAUUACACGGAGUUUCCUCGAAGAUGGCAAGCCGAGUUACUCGCUCAAGGAGACAACAACAACCAUCUCAGCAGCAGGAACAGCAGUCGAGAGCUAGAUGGACAACCUUCUUGACUAAGACACUUGCUGACAUGUUGGUUGAACAGGUUCACAGAGGGAAUAGACUCAACAAUUCUUUCAACAAGAGAGCGUGGAAGUCUAUGUGUGAUGACUUCUGUAAGAAAACUGGUUUGAAAUGGGACAAGGAGCAAUUGAAGAAUAGAUAUGGGGUUUUGAGGCGGCAGUAUGUUCUUGUGAAGUCUCUUCUUGAUCACAGUGGCUUCAGUUGGAACGAAUCUACUGGCGAUAUAAUAGGCAAGGAUGAAGCUUGGGCUGAUUUUAUCAAGGAUCAUCCUGAUGCUGAAACCAUAAAAAGCAGUGGCUGCUCAAUCUACAAACAACUUUGUACAAUAUUCUCAGAGCCGACAACAAAUGGGAAGCACGACUACUCAGCUGAAAUUGGGAGAGAGGUUGGUUCCUCACUUCCUUCUUUGGAGCCCUUGAGCAGAAUUCAAGAAGAGUCCUCGUCUGAGUCUGAGGAAGUAGAGGAUGUGGCUGAUGAACAGGAUGCAGUUCAACCUUCUGCCCCUUGUGUAAUUAGUAGUCGCAAGAGGGGACGCAAGGGAAUUGAUGAUGCAAUUGCAGCAGCUAUAUUGGAGAUGGCAGCUGCUUCGAAGUUGAGGACAGCUGCUGUAAAACAAUGUAAUUCCAGAUACAGCAUAGCCAGUUGCAUAAAAGAAUUGGAUGAAAUGAAAGGUGUUGAAGAGCGAGUCUAUUUUGCUGCUCUGGAGUUAUUCAACAAUCCUAAUGCUAGGGAAAUGUUCUUGUCUCUCAAAGGAGACAAGCGCUUGACUUGGUUGCAUCGCAAGUGCGGUGCUCCAUCCGACACCCAAGUUUGAUGGAAGGAAAUUUAGUAACUAACUAAUCAAAAACCAGACAACUGAUGGUUGUAUAUAAGGCUACCAAUUAUCAUCCUCAAAUGUAAUAUAUAUGACUUUUUCAACCAUACUUCAAAUCUUCAAUACAAGAAAUCCUCUAAUAGG